AUGAAUCACGUAAAAGAGCACGUCGACGUGAGAACACUGUCAAUCAUUCAGAUUCAGAAGAUGAAUCGAGUAUCGGAGCACAUCGAAGUGGGAAGAAGCCUUGGUAAGAAUCCUGUUAACCAUUCGGAUUCCGAAGAUGGAUUGCAUUACAGAGCACGGAGAAGUGAGAAGAACCAUGUUAAACAUUCAGAUUUAGAAGAUGAAUCACAUGACAGAACACGCCGAAGUGGGAAGAAUCCUGUUAACCAUUCAGAUUCCGAAGAUGAAUUGCGUUACAGAGCACGAAGAAGUGAGAAGAACCAUGUUAAGCAUUCAGGUUCAGAAGAUGUAUCACGUAACAGAGCACAUCGAAGUGGGAAGAACCCUGUUAAGCAUUCAGAUUCCGAAGAUGAAUCCCGUUACAGAGCACAGCGAAGUGAGAAGAACCAUGUUAAACAUUCAGAUUCAGAAGAUGAAUCACGUAAAAGAGCAGGUGGAAGUGAGAAAAACCUAGUUAAGCAUUCAUAUUCGGAUGAUGAAUCACGUAACAGAGCAGACCGAGGUGAUAAGAAUCAGUCCAUAAAAAUUGGAAGAGAUGAUGGUCAAGGUGAUGCCAAGGGAAAACAUGACAAUUUAGAACUAGGAAAAUACCCCAUGAAAGGUCGGAAUGAAUCACACUACAAGCGUCGAAAUGUUGCUCCUGAACUUUCAGAAGAAGAAAGAGAUGCUAGGCUAAAGGAGAUGCAAAUAGAUGCUGAGUUGCAUAAAGAGCAAAGAUGGAAGCGAUUGAAGAAGGCUGAGGAGAAUGAUGCACUGGAAGCUACCCAGGCUGUCAAAUCCAGUGGUAGGAACUUCUUGGAUGCUGUUCAAACAAGUGUUUAUGGUGCUGAGAGGGGAGGAAGCUCAACAAUUGAGGAGAGUAUACGUCGCCGAACACAUUAUUUGCAGGGCAUAUCUAAAGCAAGUGAACGCAAUGCUUUUCGUCGGUAACGCUGUUGUGUUUUGUUGUUUGUCCGGUUCCAUUAAUCCAGGUGUUCAAUACAUGAAUGUC
Prunus mume (Japanese apricot) is the source of this 1030-nucleotide messenger RNA. The record is from RefSeq and is a predicted model, not a curated record. Lineage: Eukaryota; Viridiplantae; Streptophyta; Magnoliopsida; Rosales; Rosaceae.